UACGAACGGUCGCGACUUUUGGAAAAGAUUCACGCAGGAUUUCGGUUCGUGGUAAAAUAAUAAAAAAAACAAUAAUGCACGGGGUGCCUAUUAACCACGUGGGGGAUUGUCGCGCAGGCGAUUCGAAUCGUCGGCGGAUUCGCUUGCGGCUCAGUCAGUGAACUUAAUUGAUAUGGACAACUUGGGAUACGUUCCCGACGAGAAUGGACGAGUUUUUGCCGUUUCCCGAUACCCAUCAAAUCCUUACAUACCAAAUGAUUACUUAGUGGCAGUUAACAGCAGAGCCAAAAUAUUUAAAAAACCUGAAUUCUUCAAAAGAUUAUCCUUGUUACUAUGCAUCGUAGCCAUUGUUUUCCUAAUAGCCUUAAUCAUACUAAUAGUUCUUUAUGUGAAACGUCGUCCUAAAGUUUGCACAACAGACGAGUGUUUAAGAGCAGCAGCUAACUUCAAAUAUUCGAUCGAUUUUACGGUAGAUCCUUGUGAUGAUUUCUACCAAUUUACGUGUGGAAAUUGGGCGGAGGAACAUCCGAAUCACGGAUGGUACGCCUCAUUCUCCACCUUUUCCACCAUCGACGAAAAACUGUCGAUACAUCAAAUGAAAUUCUUUGAAUCAGAACCGGACAAAGACGUCCAAGAACCGGAAGCCGUUGUCAAGGCUAGAAACAUGUACAAAUCUUGUAUGGACGUAGAAGCACUCAACAAUUUAGGGGUGACUGUUUUGAUGAGAUAUUUGAACGAGACCGGUUUGCCGAUCAUUCCCAGCAUUUUUACCAAAACGGAGGAGGAGCAGCAACAACUCAAAUUCGAUUGGUUAAAAGUGGAGGCCCAAUUGAAGAAGACUUUCGGCAUGGACGUUUUCUUCGGGUUUCAGGUGUCCGCUAAUUUGUAUAACAUAUCGGAAAAUGUUAUUUAUUUGGGAACUCCAGGCGCCAAGUCCCCGCUUCCAAGUCCAAUCAAACAGGAGUGGCUUAAGGGUGAAGGCAAAGACAGGGAUAAAAGUAAAAAUGAUGAAGAAAGUAGUGAAGAAGAAUACGAGGUUUUAGUGCGUCAGACAAGAUCGAAUAUUGUUAAGUAUGUAGUUCAGGGGAUGAUGCGUAAUAACUCUAUGGAGGAGCCCGAUGCUGCUGUCCUCGAACUGGCCGCAGAGAUUAUUAACAAUGUUACAGACUACAUCAAAGAAAUGUCCAAAAACUACACGUCACAUCCAAACAGUUACGACGUCUACAAAAAAUCAAUACCCGAAGCCCAGACUACCAUAAACUUGGGAUUAACGAAUCUGACCUCAAACAAGUACCCAGACUUUUACCUAACAUAUAUAAACCACGUGUUUAACGGUACCAACGUGACAAUUGACCCGGAUACAGAUUAUAUCUAUUUUUACGACCCGGAAGAACAAUACAUGCCAAUUAUGCUAGCUUACAUCUUGCAAUUAUCUGACGUUCAACGGGAAUUAUACCUGUGGUGGACAACUGUCUAUGCGAUGAUCAUGAACACCUCCACCGAUAUAGCCGAAUACAUUGCUAUUGAGGUUGCCCCCUUUUACGGUGACAGAAACGUCUAUAGAUUCAGAUCUUUGGAGUGUUCGAACCUAGUUGGUUCUUACAUGGGCAUGGCUGUCAGUUAUAUUCUUGCGGACGUUGCCUUUAAGGACAAAACCAGACCGAAAGUCCAGAGGAUGAUACAGGAAAUAAAGGCCGCAUUUGAAGAGGAGCUCAGCAGCAUCCAGUGGAUGGAUAAGGAAACGAAGAAGGUUACUUUGGAGAAGUGCGAGGAGACCUUGAGUUUCAUCGGUUAUCCGGAUUGGUUAUUUAAAAAUGGAUCCAUUGAUUAUUUUUAUAGAAAUGUUGAGUUGAAGCCAGACACCUUUUUGGAAAACAUGAUUAAGAUCAUACAAGCGGAGGCGGAAAAUCUGAACGAUUUAAGAGUUCCUAAUGGAAGAAAUUGGACAACAGAACCUAACACUGUGAAUGCCUACAAUUCAUUUUUUGACAAUGCAAUAAAUGUUCCUAUGGCGAUUUUAAACUUCCCAAUGUACAACUUAGGUUUAGAGGUUUUAAACUAUGGUUCAAUUGGAGCAAUAUUAGGGCAUGAAUUAACGCAUGGUUUUGACAACUCAGGUAGAAAACACGACAAAUAUGGUAACUACAUACAAUGGUGGUCAAAUAAAACUAUAGAGACUUUUGAGGAAAUGACCCAAUGUUUUGUUACUCAAUACGACAACUUUACAUUAGAAGGCGUCGAAGGACAUGUUGAUGGUAAAAAAACUUUGGGAGAAAACCUUGCAGAUAAUGGAGGUUUGAAUCAAGCCUUCAAAGCCUACGCCAAGUAUGUCAAGGAUUACGGUGAGGAGGACAGACUUCCAGGAUUCGAGGAUUACUCUCCUUAUCAACUGUUUUUCAUCGCUUACGGAAGCAUUUGGUGUGAGAGUGCAUCAAAGGAUGACUUAAAGGAUCAAUUGGAGUAUGACGAACACGCACCAAAUCCGACACGUGUGAUAGGCACCUUGCAGAAUUCCGAAGCUUUUGCGGAAGUUUUCAAAUGUAAGAAAGGGAGCAACAUGAAUCCGGAUCGAAAGAAAUGUAAAAUUUGGUGAUGGCUACGGACCAGACCAGUGAUUUUAACCCGUGUGAUAUUAGAUAUGUUUUAAAGCACUGUUUAGAUUUCCGUUACCAAAGAGUGCCAUUGUGUGAUACUUAAAUGUGACUUAUUUUAAUAUUAAUAAAUACUUGUUGUAAAUAAAGAAGUUUUACUAUUAAAGAUUAUUGAGUAAGA
Aethina tumida (small hive beetle) is the source of this 2772-nucleotide messenger RNA. RefSeq names its product endothelin-converting enzyme homolog. The record is from RefSeq and is a predicted model, not a curated record. Gene Ontology annotation, cellular component: plasma membrane. The coding region runs from base 173 to 2593 and encodes 806 amino acids. Lineage: Eukaryota; Metazoa; Arthropoda; Insecta; Coleoptera; Nitidulidae. Gene Ontology annotation, molecular function: metalloendopeptidase activity. Gene Ontology annotation, biological process: protein processing. The transcript has 12 exons.